CACAUGUUUUGAUUUGUACAUUGACAUGCGCACGCUGCUCAUGGUGAUUGAGGGUAAAACGAUGAUCAAGGCAUGGCGUUGUUUUCUAUAAAAAGAUUUCAAGGUGAAAGAAUUAUAGACAGUGAUUCAAACACAACUAACCAGCAAUUGUUAUUGGAAAAGUUGAACCAGAAAAUACAAUCACGAUUAGGAACUUACAAUGACAUUGGUGCAGUUAAAGAAUCGAAUUAUCAAUCUACUUCCAGAGAAAAAAGGAAAAGAAAGUCCACAGAUAAUAAAAACAAAGAUGUAACUUUAUCGAUCAGUGGAGAUGAUAACUUAAAAACUAAAAAGAACAUUGGAUUGGAAAAUUCAGAAAGUAAAAAAAGAAAACAUUGCAAAUUAAAGACUGACUUUACAGAUGUGAAUGACAGCAUUAGAAAACAGAAAAAGAGAACUUCAAAGUCAAAAGUAAAGUCGGUAGAAAAAAUUGAUCAAAUGGUAGAAUCAUCGAAAGAUAAAAAUGAAGAUGAUGAAGUGAAGCAUUCAUUCAAAUCUGUAGAAGAUACUACAUCAAAAAACUAUGAUGCUGCCUUAAAACAAUCAACGGAAAAGAAAAUAUUCGAGGAAAAUGAUGACGAUGAGGAGAUGAUUGAUGAAGAAAGUAUGGCACUAUUUACUGUUUUAGGGGAUGUUGAAUCCAAGAAGAAGAAAAAGGUUCAGAGAGUGCUUCCUGAUUGGCUAGCCUGGCCUACUGUUGUAGAUCAUGACAUCAAACGGAACCUGACUGCCAUAACUGAUUUGGAAGGACUGGAUGAGCGGAUGCUGAUGAUGCUGCGGGAUAAUGGCAUCAACCAUUUCUUUCCAGUUCAAAGUAAGGUAAUACCAGUGGUGUUUGCUUCCUUGAAGUUUGGCCUUCACGUCGGCAAUAUUGGGUACAGACCAAGAGACAUUUGCGUUUCUGCACCGACAGGGAGUGGAAAAACAUUAGCAUUCGUCAUUCCCAUUGUCCAGUCCUUAUUGGAUCGUAUCGUACCUGAAGUUAGAGCCUUAGUAGUUUUACCAACAAAGGAACUUGCAGACCAAGUGUACACUGUCUUCUCAACUUAUUGCAGAAAGCCAUCUUUGAAAGUGGUUCUCAUUGGAGGCUCAAAGCCAUUUGCAAAGGAACAGGAACAACUUGUGCGACAAAGGUCAGACGGCAGUAUUUGUAGUUUGGUUGAUAUUGCUGUAGCAACGCCAGGACGGUUGGUGGACCACAUUAACCUGACAGCAGGCUUCACGCUGCAGCAUCUCCGGUUCCUGGUCAUUGAUGAAGCCGAUAGGAUGAUGGAUAAUAUAUCAAAGAAUUGGAUUAAAGAGGUAGAAAAGUGUGCCUAUCCUGGUGAACCAUUCAGACCAGCACCUAGCAUUGUUACACCUUCAAGUGUAUCUAUCAAGUUUCCACCACUUCAGAAAUUACUGUUUUCUGCAACAUUAUCACAAAACCCUGAGAAAUUGACACAGCUGAAUUUAUUUCAUCCUGAACUAUUGACCUCUGUUAUAAAGACUAAAGGUCAUGAAGAAAUGCCGGGAGACCAUGACAACAAAGGAGAGUUUGUUGGAAAAUACACUACUCCAGUAGAAUUAACAGAAUUUAUGAUAAAUUGUACAGCAGGUGAGAAACCUCUGAUAAUUUUACACCUGAUUCUAAAACUGUCCUUCAACAACAUACUUUGCUUCACAAACACUGUAGAACAGACACACAGGUUGUACCUGCUUGUGAAGGCCAUUGGUGGUAUCAAAGUUGAGGAAUUCUCCUCUCAACUAUCCAAGUUGAAGAGAGCCGAGAUCCUGAAGAAGUUUAAAGCUGGCAAAAUACAAAUAUUGAUAGCAUCUGAUGCAAUGGCACGUGGCAUGGAUGUUGAUAAUGUACGCUGCGUUAUCUCAUAUGAUGUGCCACCGUUCAUCAAGACAUAUAUCCAUCGUGUUGGUAGAACAGCUCGUGCUGGCAAAGCUGGGAUAGCAUUCUCUCUGGUACAGAAGUCUGAGGUUACAAAGUUUAAGUGUAUGCUGUCGAAUGUUGGCAAGAAAGAUGUCCAGACACACCGAGUAAAACGUGAACAGCUGGCAGCUCUCGAAGAUCAAUAUGAGAAUGCCCUCUAUCAGCUCAAGUCCAUACUGAAGGAGGAGAAAAGUGCUCAAUAUGCAAUGUAAAGAUGGUGCACCAUGAUUUAACCAAGUUUCGAUGAUUUAAAACGCAUCCAAUUUAUUUGACUUUCGAUCAAAUAUUAUGUAAUAUGACAGAUGACAAUUUUUGUAUUUAAUUUGUCUUUUCGGCCUCCUGUGGGGAUGCAGGAAAAAUUAAUGUGAUACGACCCUCCAUUAUGGAGUAUUGAAUUUUUAAAUAACAUGAGGUCAAGAAUUUAGCCUCAAAGCUUAUUUAAUUUUUGUUGGUUACGCACCACUGACUUAGUUUGUUUGCCAUCACUUCAAGAUGUCUACUGAUUCGUGGAAAAGGUGUAUUAUAAUAAAAAAUAUUUCCAACAUUUCAAUGCUUAGUGGAUAUAAUGUUUUGGUGGAAGUAUAUAAUGCGUAAAUCUCAUAAUAAUUUAGUAUUUCGAAAAAUUGUUUGGAGUAUAUGAUCACUUCCCAUGGUAAAUUACAUCCACAGGGUGCCCCUAAGACAAAAUCUCAAAAAUGGAUAAAUUGCGUUCUUCCAAUCACGACAGCCUGAGUAGAUUUGGCCUACUGGUUAAAAUGUAAAAUUUAAGAUUUUAUAUUUAAAUCAUAGAAAAUCACAAAUUUAUAUUCAGUACAUUCUGGACUGCCUUGGAAAUGUGAACCUUCUAUUGGUUGGUUAGUUAUACACGCCAUUCGCAACACCCCAACUACUGGAUAUAAGGCCUGAAAAAUUUACAUUUUACUUGAAUUAAAAUACAGUAUUAUAUGCUUAUUAAUUAGAUAUCUUUUCAAUUUCCUUUAAUUCUUUUUCCACUUCCUGUUGAUGCUGUUUGAUCACAUACCGUACCAUUCAUGGGCUCUUCUUCCGAUUCCGUAUUCAUUCUCUCAGUGCUGGUGGCCAUUUUUGACUUUCUUUUUAGAUGUACUGUAUCAAAAUGUGUUCGUAAGUUUUAAGCUCUUAGUUUCCACGAUUAGGCUACCCACUCCAUUAAAGACCUGUUAUUUUUUAAAGCAUUUGUUAGAAUAAUUAAAUAAUAUUUCAUUAAUAAAAGAGUAAUAAUUAAAGUAAUAAGUUUUUGCUUUAGUGUAAUUUUGGAAUAACAAAAUAUAAUACAAUUAUAUAUGCCUUUCAAUAAGGGUUAUAAGAAUCAACGUACAUGUAUAUCCUCUCUGUAAUUGAUUUUUGAUUAACCAUACAUUGUGACAUCAAAAUAAUUAUAAAAGAACUCAAGAGUAUACGUUAUCACAGUUUAUCGCGCAGCCGAUUUAAUUACAGUCCCUUUUUGAUUAGGCCUAAUACAAAUUUUUUAAAAUUGUAAAAAAUUUGAGAAAGAAAAGAAAAUUAAAGUACAUUCAAAUUUUAA
Anneissia japonica is the source of this 3506-nucleotide messenger RNA. RefSeq names its product ATP-dependent RNA helicase DDX51-like. Gene Ontology annotation, cellular component: nucleus. The record is from RefSeq and is a predicted model, not a curated record. Bases 73 to 2175 code for a protein of 700 amino acids. Gene Ontology annotation, molecular function: nucleic acid binding; ATP binding. The transcript has 14 exons. Lineage: Eukaryota; Metazoa; Echinodermata; Crinoidea; Comatulida; Comatulidae.